AGUUUCUCAGCGACGAGCAUGGCUCAUUUCCCGUAUACUCACCUCUUUCUUACAUCUUCUAUCGCCGUCGUCAUUGCUGGUGAACACAUCCAAACUCUCGACGUAAGAACAGGAAGUCUUAUUUCCACGACAGUCGGAAGGGAUGGCUCAAAUGCAGGUCCUAUACGCGCCGCCGCCAUUGAUUCAGACGGUCGGCAUCUCGUGACGGUCGGAGACGAUAAGCAACUGAAGGUAUGGCGUCUGGACGGUCUAGAGCUGUUCAACCAACGGGAGCUUCCGAAACGACCCACAGCGUUGGGGUUCACAAAAAACGGGGACGCCAUCUUGGCUGCAGACAAAUUUGGAGACAUCUUCAGUUACCCGCUGGAGUAUGUCCCUCCAACUGCUCCAAUCGAAGACAAGAGUGCUCUCUAUUCCUCGCAUGAAAACCCCUCUGGCGGCCGACUGAUUCUCGGUCACGUAUCCCUUCUCAACGCCUUCGUAUUAAGCGACGACGAGAAAUACAUCAUUACCGCUGACCGGGACGAGCACGUACGUGUCAGUUGGUACCCUCAAGGCUAUACUAUCGAAAGUUACUGUCUGGGACACACGCAAUUUGUCUCUGCCAUCCAUAUUCCGUGCUUUGCCCCGGACGUCCUGAUUUCUGGGGGUGGAGACCCGGUGCUCAAAGUUUGGGACUGGUUAGGUGGUCGGUUUGAACGCGACAUCCCGAUUUCAGACGCUGUGGAGCCGUACAUCAGAGUAAAACCCGCACGCAAGACACCUCGACGGUUUGGAGAUCAAUGGGAUGGAAGGGACGAUGGAAAGAAAGGAAAGAAGAGGAGAAAAGGCAAGGGCAAGAGCAAAGGAGGAGCCGAUGCCAAUGAGCAGCCAGAACCAUUGUCCGUUAUCGCUGCUGAAGAGGUGGAAGGGCUCUCAGUCGAGACGCAACCAGAUGAAGACCAAAAAAUCCUUGCGAUCUCAUGCAUCAAGUCUCGAGGUAGAGACGUCCUCUUUAGCGCUUAUGGCGCAACCGCCUUGUUUUCCUUUACCUUCCCGGAAUCCAACUCAGCUCCUCACAUAUGCGCAUUGGAGCUUGAAAAACCAGUAUUGGACUUCAACGUUCAAGACGACGGAGUCAUUUGGAUCUGCGUGGAUGGUGGUUGGUCGCCAACAGGCCACGAGUCCGACAGACCCGGCAACAUGGUUCGUUUAGCGAAGAUUGAUGCAGGGGCCAAGCUUUUCGAAAUCACUGCUCAACCGCCUCCCUUACUUACAGCGCUCAACUCGACAACCCUCCUUCCAGCAACUCAAUCAGAGCUUACUGCUCUCGAUCUAUACGGGUCGCUGACUGCCCUACCUAAAGGCCGCGAUAGCGAACACGAUCCGAUGGACCGUGAAGCUAUCGAGGGUCACACAGUCGAGUUGAGUAAAAAAGAAUUGGGGCGGCUGAAGACGAAAAAAGCAGUUGCAAAGCAACAGGGCAAUGACGAUGAAGAGGGAAGGGCGGAUGUAGAAAUGACGAAUGUAUCAUCGACCUAA
This is a messenger RNA of Mycena indigotica, 1521 nucleotides long. RefSeq names its product tRNA (guanine-N(7)-)-methyltransferase non-catalytic subunit TRM82. Gene Ontology annotation, cellular component: nucleus; tRNA methyltransferase complex; cytosol. Gene Ontology annotation, molecular function: tRNA (guanine(46)-N7)-methyltransferase activity; protein binding. Lineage: Eukaryota; Fungi; Basidiomycota; Agaricomycetes; Agaricales; Mycenaceae. The record is from RefSeq and is a predicted model, not a curated record. Gene Ontology annotation, biological process: RNA (guanine-N7)-methylation. The coding region runs from base 19 to 1521 and encodes 500 amino acids. The transcript is spliced from 8 exons.